Neospora caninum is the source of this 5076-nucleotide messenger RNA. RefSeq lists its product as hypothetical. The transcript has 15 exons. Bases 1 to 5076 code for a protein of 1691 amino acids. Lineage: Eukaryota; Apicomplexa; Conoidasida; Eucoccidiorida; Sarcocystidae. The record is from RefSeq and is a predicted model, not a curated record.
AUGUCGGCGCUGGCUGUUGGCCAGAAAGGCCGCAAGGGUUCUCGCGCAGAGUCGGCCACGCGGCCGCGGACGAAGCAGGAGACGGAGCCUGAGGCCUCCGGCGAGAGCCGACCCGAUUCCUCAGUUGCAGUCGAAUAUGAAGAACUUGUGGCGGGACUUCUUCCACCUCAUGCGAGGUUUGCAUCUGCAGCUCUAGACUUUGGUCAAGACCUGCAGAGUCACCAGUUCGUCGAGCAUCAGGCGCAGAACGCCCAGGGCUCUCGCAUGCUUGCCUCAGAGUGGGGGCCAGCGCUGCAUGCGCUCCAGCGGUUUGCGCUUGAGGGCGCGGGGGCUGGCGCCGCGUCCUUAUCUGACCAGAUUCUCUCCUUGUCGGCGGAGAAGGCCGGGCAAGAGGCGGGAUCAGGCGGGGUUGCAAAGGGCGAGGACGGCAAUGCUCGAGAGCUUGCCGAACGGCACCUGUUAUCUAGGUGUCUGCGGGCGUUGCAGGAGGACCUUGCCGAGCUUGAAGGCGACGACACAGAGGACGACCGGGAACCGGGAAGAGAGGGAGGGAAGAAUCGAAGCUCAACAGCGCGUGUGCUUGCUCAGCUCCACAAGGGACGUCUGUUUCAGAAAGGCGGGAGACUCUUUACUUCCGUCGACACUGACGACACUGAAAUUUACACUUCCAGCGAUGACGAGCCGUCGGGUUCCGCGGAUGCAGCUGACGCCGUCAGACUCCUCUCGAAAGAGCAGACGCGCCUGGACGCCUCCGUCCUUCCGCUGCGCCAUGCUCUGCGCUCUCUUCGAAGGAUCCAGCGUCGACGCAUGCAAGCUGAACACCUGCUGCUGCAGUGGCGAGAAGACGAUGGGAACCUGAAGAACCUUCAGGCCAUCCUCAGCCUCUGGGCCAAAGACGGGAUCUACUCUGUCGCCUCGGGGGUAGGUGAGGAGGCAGCGCGAGCGGCAGCUGCGCCGGCCGGCGGAGAAAGGCGGAGGAAGAGUUUCGACGCCUUGGGGGUGUCAAGCGGAGAUUCUACCAGCCAGGAGUUAGAGCGAGACGUUGCGCACGCGGCCGAAGAAAUCCGCCGAGUUGAGGAAGUUGAAAAGGGGAAAAGGGCCCCGCGGCGAGAGUUGCAGGAGUGGCGAGCUGCGUCUCGACGUCUGUUGGGAGGCGACACUUCGACGGCCUCGAUCGAGACGGUUCUUGCCCAGUUUCUACCCCCGAGCAGAGCCUGCACUUUGAGUACCGACGCGUAUACUGCGUCCCAGGCUCUCAUCGACAACGACGAGAGGCGUCAGAUGAUUUCGCGGCUUGAGAAGUGCCAGAGGUAUCUUCUGCAGACACAGGCGGGACGCGAAGGCGCGGAGAAGCACGGCAAGGACCUGAGGAAGAACCUGCGACAACUGCUCCAACCGCCACCCUGCUUCGCGCAACACGGCGGGGACGCGCUGCGCUGCGUCGAUUGUGCGUGCUGGCUACUGCAGUUCCAGCACCUCCAACAGAUGGAACUGGAAGGCACGUCGGGCCUUCUGCUGCAGCCGGUUCAAACAGGGUUCGUCCGGCUCCUGCUUCUCCUUAGUCGCUGGCCGCGCAUGCAGGUCCCGUGCGCAGCUCCGCGAUCCUUUAGACUCAGUCUUGCCGCAGCUCUGGAGGAGUUGCGGCUAGACAAGUUCGCGGUCAUGUGGAUGGGCGCCUCCGGUACCGACGAAGCGGCGACUGGCGAAGAAGAUGGUCCUCACGCCGGGAUGAAGGGGCAAACGAAGAAGCUCUACGUUGGACAUUUGGGCGCCAUGUACUCCACCGUUUGGGGCGGAGCAUUCAGUGGGCAGUCAUCGCUGACACAGGAGAUUCUCCUCUGGCUCCGACAGCUGGGCGACGGCGACGGCCUGCACAUGCACACAGACGCAGACAGCACAGAGACAGAGGGCGAGGCAAACCACCGCCGGGAGGUAGCCCUCGCUCGAAAGCGGCAACCGGGAUUUCGGGUAGGCGUUGCAACGAACCGAGAGCGGUCGCACAGGAGCGAGGAGGGCGCAGCGUUCGAAGGUUCCUCGUCGCGCCGAUGGGGUUCGGGAAAGCGAGGGACAGAACACGCUGGAGAGGCCGAUCUGGAGAAAGGGUUCGCGUAUCUUGGCGGGGGAUUCACGCACCUAAAUACGUCUUGGUCUUACAUGCCUUCGAAGCGUCGCCUGACGUACCUGCCUUCUCCCGAUUGCACAGCUGAGACUGGCACGAGUGUACGGGGAGAAAAUGAGCAGGAUGAUGAGGAUGGAAAAAAGCGGAAGGACAGUCGGAAGCCUCAAAGCCGGGACAGCGUCCCAGAGGGAGACGCGCAAGCAGGAUACCGAACGACAGAGACGCUCGGAGGAGGCUCUCUGGAGGGCGGUAUCACAGGUGGCGACGCUUCUCCUUGGGUCAUGGAGUUGAGCAGCAGCGAUGAAUCGGUUCGGGCUUUUGUCAGCGAUGAGGCAAGCUACAGACGCCGGUUCCGUUCCUGGCGUAAGCGGCAAAGUCGGAAAGCCGGCGUGAAGGCGUCUGUGGUGUCUCGAACGUUUGCUAGUGCUACGGGAUCUUCGGCUGGCCUGCUGACAUGUCCGCGCGAUGAACCUAUGGAUGAGGGUUGGCAGGGCCACGUGCUGAACGAAUUUCUCGGGCGUUUGGGUCCUGGAAUCUCUCUGUCCCGGUACACCCAACUCGCGAAUGCGGCGGCAGCCGGUGCAUCAGCUCUUGCUUCCGCCAGCCGCCGGAAGCGUGGAACGCGUCCUCGAAAGCGGCCGCUAGGUGGAUCUGAGGCAUCAGGCUUUGUGCCCGAGUCUCUAAUAUCUUCUGAGCAGGCUUCAGCUAUGCGCGAAUUAGAGGAUUUGCGCCCGAGGCCUAUGUGGAAUGGGGCAGAUAUCUCUUCAGGCGGGUCAAUCGGGUCGUCAGUCUUCAACCUCAUCUCAGAGCCGAAGAAACUUUGUCGCCUGAGAAGGAAGCCUCGAGUCCGCUCCGUGGAAUCCAGCUGGGAUCUGCACAAGCCGAAGCUGUCCCUGAAUACGUCAGAGCACGGCGGUGGUUUGACUAAAGGCUCGAAGCAAACUGACGAGAAGAAACAAACUUCAGCUUUUCCCUUUGGUUUGGUGGCAAAGGGACUUUGGGGCGGCGACCGCGGAGCUCAGGCGAGAGGGAAGACGAGCUUGGAGACGAGAGAAGUUCAGUUGCUCUGCGUGGAUGAAUCUGAGGUCCACACGCGAUUGGGGAAGACAAAGCUGUAUCAGCAGGUUCUGCAUGGAAUGGAAGACAAACUGAUUGGGAGGCGAGAAUUCUACGUGGUAGUCGACGAAGAGAGCCGCGAACUUCGUGUGAUUCCUGCUGGCCGCCUCGUGUUCUUCUUAACAGAAACGCCUCGACAGAGACAGGAACAGUUCCUGUCGCGGUUGUUUGCGGAUCUUCGGCGACGGUCCAGAGGGACUUUCUUGCAGAGUCUCCUGAGUAAAAGAAGAAACGCACGGAAUCUGCUCCUGAUGAAUGCAAUGAUCUGGCAGACCCAGCUCAAACACGUGAAUAAGGCACGUCUCUGUCUUUUGCUGGGUGGCUACUGGCGUGACGCUGCCUUUGCCUCGGCGAGUGCUCCACUCACAGAACAGCACCUUCUCCAAGAUUUCCUCGCUGUAAACGGAGCGUGGCUUUCGAAUCUCUUGGAAAACUCAUCGACGGCGUCAAACGAGAUGCACUCCGGAAGCGUCCACAGUUCCUCGAAACACAAUUCAGCCCGACAGCUGAUUGCGGCAAUUCGCCGCCGGUGGUUACCUGCUGAUCCAAACGCACGUCGGGCACGCGAAGAGAAGUCUCUGGGUACUUUCCAGAGAGACACUCCAGCUGUCAACUCAGCCGCUGCGCACAUGCAGCUUCCAUCUGAAAUCCUUGUGAGAAUCGACGAGGCCGCUGAAGACGCUGCGAUAAUUGCAGGCGCAGCUGUCGCCGCUGCGGAUCGAAGAACCCGAGACAUCAAGGUUUACCUGACAGCCCGCUGUGUCUACGCCUUGCAAAAGAGGGAGGAGCAAGCAUUCACGCGACGCAUGCGCCAGGUGGAGAAUACUGGAACUAAGGGGGGUUCUGCUGCUUCUGCGAGUGUCGCUGGAGGCUUUUCCGCAGACGUUCUCCGAAGUCAGUAUAAUGCCUUCACGGCUGAAGUGGGAAGCCGCAGUGCGGCCUUGAAGGGAGAUUUCGAGACGCAGGACGCGGGAGCAACCCUUGAGGAUCGCUUGCAGGAGAUGCUUCCUCCUUUCAACGCGUCAGCCGUCAGUCGUGAGGAACUCUUCGACGUUGGAAACAUUUUCCCCGUUAACCUGGUCCAGAGCGAGGAAGGCGCCUACAACUCCUUCUCUGCCUCGCCGUUUGCCACCCUCGUAAAAGGUGGCAGUCGCGCCAGUCAAGUCGACCUCGUAGCGAUGAAGGAAAGCUGGGGCACUUUCGCCGUGGACUUUGCUUGCUACGUUGCCCACGAGCGCCGCGUCCGCCAGGAGCAAGCUAAAGGAGGAGGCCCGCUUCUGUCUUCAUUCUCUGUCGACGAUUUUGCUCGGCUCACUAAAGUUCUACGAUGUCUUGUAGUGUUAUACUCUCGUCAGAAUAAGACAUUCUCGGGUCAUGCCGGGCUUAGCAACAUAUUUCGCGUCCAUCUCGGUCGUGAAUCUGGCGACACUGCAAGCACUUCUUCCGACGUCCCGCCUCUUCCAGUCAUUCAGUGGAUUUCCCGAACAUUUCUCCAGCCAGACGAACAGGAGCAACUCAUUCUUACGAGAGCCAAGAAAACCAAGCUUUUGGCAACAAUCCUGUGGAUCUGCGUGGCCACGUCGAAUGACUGGAAGUUCGACUUCGAAAGCUUGUUGGUGCACGAAUGGAAAGGUCGUUACGUUUCAAACUUUGAAGCAUGCGCCUCUCUUAUUGGCUUGAAACACACAGGAAAUACCUCGAAACCGCGUGAGUACCGACUUCAACUCCCCUGCCCCCUAACAACCGGCGAGUCGAAGGAAGCAGCCCGUCGUGCCCGGACUUUAGCCCCUAUCCAGUCGCUCCUCGGCGACGACAAGAAAAAGCGACGCCGAGGCCGUUAA